AGCAAUGAUGGAAGAAGGAGGAGAUUUUGUUCGGACGUUAUAAAAAUAUUGUGUUCAAGGCGAUCGCCGUGUCAUCCUACUACAUUCUGCUCUAAUUUCUGCUUAGUAAUUCAUUGAUAUAUCCAAAUCGCUUAAGAUAUCUUUCUCGUAACUCUUUCAUAUUGCAUAUUCACUGUCUAAUUUUCCGUUUAAUUCAGCUCAUGAUAAAUUCAUGAUGGUGUGAUUCACAUACAUUACAUUAUAAGCAUUUGAUGUUUACAAAUUGAAAACUGUACCGUAAAUAAUGUCGACACAGUCACCUGCUCCACCAGGGCCUCCUCCUGAUGAAUGCAGCAUCAAAGUAAUAAGCAGGGUUCGACCAUUAAAUUCCUCAGAAGAAAAAGCUGGCAGCAAGUUUAUAUUGAAGUUUCCAACCGAUGACUCUAUAAAUAUAAAUGGAAAGUUGUUUAUUUUUGACAAAAUACUGAAACCAAAUGUUACACAGGAAGAUGUUUAUAAUACAACUGCUAAAACAAUUGUCGCAGAUGUAUUGGCAGGAUACAAUGGAACAAUAUUUGCCUAUGGACAAACAUCUAGUGGUAAAACUCACACUAUGGAGGGUGUCCUUGGAGACAGUCAUAUGCAGGGUAUUAUACCCAGAAUUAUUGCUGAUAUCUUUAACUAUAUUUACCAAAUGGAUGAAAAUUUGGAAUUUCAUAUUAAGGUGUCCUACUUUGAAAUCUACAUGGAUAAAAUCAGAGAUUUGUUAGACAUUUCAAAGACAAACUUGUCAGUCCAUGAAGAUAAGAAUAAAGUGACAUAUGUCAAGGGAGCAACAGAAAGAUUUGUAUCCAGUCCAGAAGAAGUAAUGGAGGCUAUAGAAGAAGGAAAAUCUAAUAGACAUGUAGCUGUUACUAAUAUGAAUGAACAUAGUUCCAGAAGUCACAGUGUCUUUCUUAUUAAUGUAAAACAGGAACAUUUAGAAACAGAGAAAAAAUUAAAUGGCAAACUAUAUCUAGUCGAUUUAGCGGGUAGUGAAAAGGUUAGCAAGACAGGAGCAGAGGGCGCUGUUUUAGAUGAAGCCAAGAACAUCAACAAGUCAUUAUCAGCUUUGGGAAAUGUAAUUUCUGCUCUAGCUGAUGGCAAUAAAAGUCAUGUUCCUUACAGAGAUAGUAAAUUGACAAGAAUUCUACAGGAAAGUUUAGGAGGUAAUGCCAGGACUACGAUUGUUAUAUGUUGUUCUCCAGCUUCUUAUAAUGAAUCAGAAACCAAGUCUACACUUAUGUUUGGUCAAAGAGCAAAGACCAUUAAGAAUUCUGUUAAGGUUAAUGAGGAACUCACUGCUGAUGAAUGGAAAAGAAGAUAUGAAAAAGAGAAAGAAAAGAAUGGCAAAUUGAAAACAUGGGUUCAAAAAUUAGAGGCAGAGCUUAAAGCUUGGAGAAGUGGUCAGGCUGUAUCAUCAGAGGAACAAAUAGAUAUGAAGGCCAGUAUAACAUCUAUUGAAUCUGAAGGAUUAGAUGUUGCUCCAACUAUCAUGGAAUCUAGUAUAGGUAAUCUUAGUACCAUAACAGAGGCUGAGAAGACACAAUGGGAUGGUGAAAGGAUGAAAUUAUAUGCACAGUUAGACGAAAAGGAUGAUGAAAUCAACAACACGUCUCAAAUGAUAGAGAGACUGAAGGAACAAAUGAUGGAACAGGAAGAACUAAUCAGCUCAGGAAAGAAAGACUAUGAUGUACUACAACAGGAGAUGGCCCGUAUCCAGACUGAUAAUGAGUCUGCUAAGGAUGAGGUGAAAGAAGUGCUCCAAGCUUUGGAAGAACUUGCUAUGAAUUAUGAUCAGAAAUCACAAGAAGUUGAUGCUAAAAACAUAGAGAAUGAAGCACUAGCUGAAGAAUUGAGCAAGAAAACAAAUUCCUUGAAUGCCCUACAGUCAGACUAUGAUUCUGCCAAGGAUUCUGUACUUCAUCAGAAGAAACGUGUGGCUGACAUGAUGUCUGGAUUGUUGAAAGAUCUUGGAGAUAUUGGAGAGAUUGUAGGAGGAGGUGAUUCUAAGUCAUUAUUAGGAACAUCUGAGAAGUUAGAAGAAGAGUUUACCGUAGCAAGGUUAUACAUUAGUAGGAUGAAGUCUGAAGUUAAAUCAUUAGUCACAAGAUCACAGAACUUUGAGACCAGCAGUACUGAGGUCAACAAGAAAUUAGAAACAGCUGUAAAAGAACUGUCAGACUGUCAACUCACUAUACAACAGCAUGAAGCUAAGAUGUCAUCUCUAAAUGAGACCAUCAAAGAUAUUGACCAAAAGAAAAGACUAUUGCAGGAGAAUGUAGAUUCUCUAAAUGAAGAAAUAGCCAAACUUAGAGCACAAGAACAAAUCCAUAUAACUGAGAAAGAAAAGGUGAAAUCUGAUGCUGACAUGAAAACAGCUUUGGAACAACAAAUGGAGGUGCAUAGAGAAAGUCACCAGAAACAAUUGUCUGGACUUAGGGAUGAGAUUGACAACAAACAGUCUCUCAUUGAUCAACUCAAGGAACAAAACCAAAAAUUGUCUCUUGCUUUGGAUAAAUUACAAAUAGACUAUGACAAGCUGAAGGCUGAGGAAUCAGAGAAGACUGCUAAACUGAAUGAAUUAACCCUACAGAUAGACCGUAAAGAACAAGCUAGACAGGAUCUGAAAGGACUUGAGGAAACAGUGGCUAAAGAAUUGCAGACAUUGCAUAACCUUAGAAAAUUGUUUGUACAAGAUCUUCAGAAUAGAGUUCGAAAGUCUCAGAUGAAAAAGGAUGAUGAUGAAGAUGAUGAUAUUGGAGGGAAUGCUGCACAGAAACAAAAGAUCUCAUUCCUAGAAAAUAACCUGGAACAACUGACAAAGGUGCAUAAACAGUUGGUCAGGGACAAUGCUGAUCUCCGUUGUGAACUGCCUAAGUUAGAGAAGAGACUUAGAGCUACCAUGGAAAGGGUGAAGGCCCUAGAAGGAGCUUUGAAGGAGGCUAAAGAAGGAGCUAUGAGGGACAGAAAGAGAUAUCAGCAUGAAGUGGAUAGGAUUAAAGAGGCAGUGAGACAGAAGAACUUGGCUAGGAGAGGACAUGCUGCACAGAUUGCGAAGCCAAUAAGACCAGGACAACACCCUGGAGGUUCUCCAGCCACAGGCACUGGUAUCAGAGGAGGUGGAGGAAUUGCUAUAAAUGGUCCACAGAAUUAAAUAUGUGUUGAGUGCAUACAGUGGGCGAAGCAUUCCAAAGCUUUUCUGUGUCAUUGGAGCUUUAUAAUGUCAUCAUGCUGUUUUAAGACUAUUUAUUAACAUUUGAUGUUUGACAAAUAUGCACUAAAUGUUUUAUAGACAUAGAUUGGACACUUUUCCAGUAUGUAUCAACCAAAUCAAAUUUGGGGAUAUUUAUUGACAUUACUGCAUAUAAAAAAGGGGUUUAAAGUAAUAACUUAAUGUUAAGGUCACCCAUAUUUUAUUAAAAAAUUGGAAUUUGCUAAAUAUUUACAGUUGUAGAUGUUUUUCCUGGAGUUGCUUACUAUAAAUGGAAGGGUUGGGUUGAUUGAUAUCACACUAGUACAAUUAUUAGUAAAGAAAAGUAAAAUAUGUGUGGUUAAUUUGAAUUUGAACUGUAUAGGGAAACUUAUUUUUUAUAUUUCAUUGCAUUUAUAUUACAUCAUUAUUGUCAAAAAAAAAAAAUAGGCCUAAAAAUAUUAGUAGUUGAUAAAUACUUUUUAAUGAAGCAGAAAAAAACAUGCAUGGCAAUAAAUGCUAGAUAAAGAGGAUGAAAGUCUGAUUGAAUUUCUCUUUUAAAGAGCAUACUGUUAUUUAAUGUUGAGUACUUCUACCUAAAGCCUCAUAGACUGCCACAUGUUUUAAUUAAACCAUAUUCUUGUGAUUUUGUUUUAAAAUGGUUGUAUACUAGUGUUUAUAAUAAUUGAACAGUUAUAAAUUAACAUUUAUAUGAAAUUAAUUAGCAUACUAGAAACAGACAAUAUAUGAUCAUUAGGUCUAGUAAUGUUCCUAUUGUCUUAACUAAAACUAGAACAGAGGGUCUGUAGGAUCUGUCAGUAGGAUGAAGAAAAUAAGUUCUCAGUCACACAUUCUUUAGAAUGUAGGUGGACAAUAGAGACAUUUUCUUUAUAAUAGAUGUAGAAAUGAUAAAAGAAAACAAUGUGCUCUUUGUUUCACUUUCAGAAGUGAAAGUAGGUUAACAUGGAGAUGUUUUCUAUUCUAAGCUCAAAAACUUAACCUUUCAUGAGAAUUCCACUAAUGUAUGUGCUUUGAUCAGAGAUUGUUGAAGAGUAUUUGUAUUCUUCUUUUUCGAUAUUAGAAUGAUUUCACCCUUUUAAUAUUCUUUCAGUAGGAGUACUGCUAAUGCAUAACUAUUGCAAGUUGAUUGCAUUGUUAUUGAGAGGAAAACAUUCCAAUUAGAAGCACUUUUGUUAGGAAAGGAUAUCAAUUUAAGGGGUUGAUGUUUGAUUGGAAAGUUUAUUUUCAGGAAGUGAUUAGAAUGGAAUAAUUGUGAAACUCAAAUGUUUAAUAUUCAGGAAGACAUAAAAAGUGAGCAUAUGUUUGGCAAAAACUGCAUAGACCAAAACACAGAAAUGGAACAUUAGUAAAUAAAUGUGCAAUAUGAACCAGUUUUAACACAAAUAAAUUAUUAGUUAAUCAAAUUGUAUGUUGUACUAAUUAUAGUGUUUUAAAUAGUGUCAUUACAGUGUAGUGGAGACUUUGUACAGGUACCAUCAUAUCUAUAUAUAUUGAGUGUAUUUAGUGUACAUAUUUAAUAUAUUUAUUAUUCUCUGGCAUGUAUUUUAAGUAAUAGAGUAUAACUUUUUUGUCAGUAUGGUGGGUCAUUUUGUAUUGAUGUUGUAGACUAGAAAUUAAAGAUAAAAGGUUUGGUUGAUAAAGAAAUAUUGUAAGAAUUGUAAAACAAAAAUGAAAAGUGGGUUGUUGACAAUUGAGUAAAAAAAAUUAUCCAGUUUUACAAAACAAUUUAUUAAAAAAGAUUUUUUACUGAUCAAACAUACUGGUUUCACGAUAUUUACAUUUUAGACUAAAUAGCAGGUGAAAUAUUAAAAACUUUUUUAAAUCAAGUUCUCAUUUUGAUGAUAGACUCAGUAUAAUUUUUAAUUCUCCCGCUAAAAAAUUGUUGUGAAAUAACACAGCUAUAAAGUGUACAACAACAAUUGUUCAUCAUUAUAGACUUUGUUAUACUGUAUAUAUACAUGUAUUUAAAUUCUCAGUUCCUCACCUAAAGAUAAAAAUCCAGAACAAAGCCUGUCUCAACAUGGUCUCAAGACUCUGGCAUACACUUAUGUAUUAAAAUAACUUGUAUAAUGGAAUGUGGGCAUUUUAUAUGCAACAAUGGUUAAUUAUGAAAGCAUACCUAAUUCAUUAUAUUUUUUUUAAAUAUCUGAAUCAUUUUCUCCAUAUGUUUGGUGCCAGUGUUACUUUCAUGAUUAUUAUUCAUGGUAACUUUUCCUUCAUAUUGACAUAUAUGUAAUUAGUAUUUAUACUGUCUGUACUAGAUCUCUGUAGACUUUGUCAAUAGAUAAUUGUAGGGAUAAUUUGUGUGACAUAAGCAGAUUUUGAUGGAACAUACACAAUCUGUGAUACAAGAACAAAUCUUUCAUAUGCUUAUUGUGUUCAGUUUUUGAAGUAGUUAGUUGGUGAAAGGCUUUUGAAUGAAUUUGUGUAUAUGAUAGUUUUUAAUUGAUCUGUUUAAAUUUGCUUUUUAAAUAUUAAAGGGCUUUCAUGGGUAAAUAGAAAGCAGAUAAAAAAGCUGGAUAGUCAGUUUUAUGUGGGCAGAAUCCUCAUUUUUUCAAUAUUCAAAAUAUCAAGUUUUGUCAUUUUGUCUUAUAUAAUAUACAUGUUUACACUUUGUUAAGGUUAAAGGCCAUAAAUAGUAAAUAUUCAACAAAAAACCAGCUUACUGCUUUAGAUGUAACAGGGUGUUUGUGACAUUUGCUCUGUGACAAUAAAAGUAGAAAAAAUAA
This is a messenger RNA of Mytilus californianus (California mussel), 5961 nucleotides long. Its product is annotated as kinesin heavy chain-like. The coding region runs from base 284 to 3175 and encodes 963 amino acids. NCBI's taxonomy places the organism in Eukaryota, Metazoa, Mollusca, Bivalvia, Mytilida, Mytilidae. The record is from RefSeq and is a predicted model, not a curated record. The transcript is spliced from 23 exons. Gene Ontology annotation, molecular function: ATP binding; microtubule motor activity; microtubule binding. Gene Ontology annotation, biological process: microtubule-based movement; mitotic spindle organization.